Messenger RNA from Sciurus carolinensis (gray squirrel), 4441 nucleotides. Its product is annotated as phospholipid-transporting ATPase FetA-like. Gene Ontology annotation, molecular function: magnesium ion binding; ATP hydrolysis activity; ATP binding. The transcript has 29 exons. Bases 65 to 3631 code for a protein of 1188 amino acids. Lineage: Eukaryota; Metazoa; Chordata; Mammalia; Rodentia; Sciuridae. Gene Ontology annotation, cellular component: plasma membrane. Gene Ontology annotation, biological process: Golgi organization; phospholipid translocation. The record is from RefSeq and is a predicted model, not a curated record.
GGGUGCGUUAAGAUGGAGGUCACUGGAAUCGACGGCCUUGCUGGGACGGUGAUGUUUCUCUGGAAUGAAAUAUAUAAAACCUUUUAUUUCAGGGAUUCCAUGGAAUUGUAGUAGGUACUACUCUGCAAUGUCUCUAACAGAAACCCAAAGUGAACAUGAACACGAUGGAAGAGAAUACGAGAGAUUUCUGCAAGCCAACAACAGAGAACUCAACGCUCUUUUUGGAUAUCCAAACAAUUCCAUUAAGACCUCAAAAUAUACUGCCUUGAACUUCCUGCCCCUGAACCUAUUUGAACAGUUCCAGAGACUUGCAAAUGCCUAUUUUCUGUUGUUGUUGUUCCUACAGUUGAUUCCCCAGAUCUCCUCCCUGGCGUGGUACACCACGGUGAUACCCCUGGUGGUGGUGCUAUCCAUAACAGGAGUGAAGGAUGCCAUCGACGACUGGAAAAGACACCAAAGUGACAAUCAAGUUAACAACCAUUCUGUUCCUCUGCUGGCAGAUGAUGGCAGGGUAAAAGAGGAAAAAUGGAUGAAUGUCGAAGUGGGAGAUAUAAUAAAACUAAAAAAUGACCAGGCUGUCCCUGCGGAUCUACUACUACUCUCUAGCAGCGAGCCAUAUAGUCUGGCAUACAUAGAAACAGCAGACCUGGAUGGUGAAACCAACUUGAAAGUGAAGCAGGCCAUCUCAGUUACCAGUGACAUGGGAGAUAAUCUGGACCUGCUUUCUACCUUUGAUGGAGAAGUGAGGUGUGAUCCUCCCAAUAACAAGUUGGAUAAAUUCACAGGAAUCCUGACCUAUAAGAGGAAAAGCUACUCCCUGGACCAUGAUAAGCUGCUGCUCCGUGGCUGCAUCAUCAGGAACACAGAUUGGUGUUAUGGCUUGGUCAUUUAUACUGGGCCAGACACCAAAUUAAUGCAAAACAGUGGGAAGUCCAUCUUUAAACGGACACAUAUGGACCAUCUCAUGAAUCUCUUUGUGAUCUGGAUUUUCCUGUUUUUAGGUGCCAUGUGUUUUAUGCUAGCAAUUGGGCAUGGCAUUUGGGAGAACAAAAAAGGCUACCACUUCCAGAUUUUUCUGCCACAGGAAAGUUAUGUCUCUUCAUCAGUUAUCUCUGCCAUCUUCAUUUUCUGGUCCUAUUUCAUUAUUCUCAACACCAUGGUGCCCAUUUCUCUCUAUGUCAGUGUUGAAAUAAUAAGACUGGGCAACAGUUUUUAUAUUAACUGGGAUCGGAAGAUGUUUUAUGAACCAAAGAACACCCCAGCACAGGCUCGCACUACCACCCUAAAUGAGGAGCUUGGCCAAGUCAAAUAUGUGUUCUCUGAUAAAACAGGGACACUGACUCAGAACAUCAUGAUUUUCAAAAAGUGUUCUAUCAAUGGAAAGGCCUAUGGUAGUUCCUGUGACAAGGAAGGACUGAGGGAGCCAGGUUUUGAGAAAGAAGAAGGUGACUUCUACAACAAGCUGACCAGUCCUAAAUGUUUAUUUCAUGACCAGACUUUGAUGGAAGCAGUAAAAAAAGGAGAUCACUGGGUGCAUAUGUUUUUCCUCUCCCUCUCAUUAUGUCAUACCGUGAUGUCACAAGAGAAGGUAGAAGGUGAGCUGGUGUACCAGGCUCAGUCCCCAGAUGAAGGUGCCCUGGUCACUGCUGCCAGAAACCUUGGCUUUGUGUUCCGUUCCCGCACGUCUGAGACUAUCACAGUGGUGGAAAUGGGAAAAACCAGAGUCUAUCAAUUGCUGGCUAUUUUGGACUUCAGCAGUGUACGCAAGAGGAUGUCUGUUAUUGUGAGAACUCCUGAAAAUCGGGUAAUGUUGUUCUGCAAAGGAGCAGACACCAUCAUCUCUGAGCUACUUCAUCGUUCCUGUGUAGCCCUUAAUAACGUGACCAUGGAACAUUUGGAUGAUUUUGCCAGCGAUGGACUUCGCACCCUCAUGGUGGCCUACCGAGAGUUGGAUGAUAAAUUCUUCAACACCUGGAGCAAGAAGCACAAUGAGGCAUGUCUGUCUGCGAAAGAUAGGGAAAUUAAAUUAUCAGUUGUUUAUGCAGAGAUUGAGAAAGACCUGAUGCUGUUAGGAGCCACAGGCAUAGAAGACAAACUGCAAGAUGGAGUACCUGAGACAAUCAUCACCCUGAACAAAGCCAAAAUUAAAAUAUGGGUUUUAACUGGUGAUAAGCAAGAGACUGCUAUAAACAUUGCCUACUCCUGUAAUGUAUUUGAGGAUGAAAUGGAUGGGGUGUUUAUGAUUGAAGGCAAGGACAGUGAGACAAUUCUGCAAGAACUCAGGACGGCAAGGGGCAAGAUGAAACCUGAGUCUCUACUGGAAUCAGACCCAGUCAACAUUUACCUGAAGAAGAAGCCAAAAAGGACCUUCACAAUGCCUGAGGAGGUGCCUCGUGGCGACUAUGGCUUAGUCAUCAAUGGCUACAGUCUGGCUUUUGCUCUAGAAGGGAACCUGGAAUUGGAACUGCUGCGAACAGCAAGCUUGUGCAAGGGGGUAAUCUGCUGCCGGAUGACACCCUUCCAGAAGGCCCAGGUUGUAGAGCUGGUGAAGAGGUACAAGAAGGUGGUGACACUGGCCAUCGGGGAUGGGGCCAAUGACGUCAGCAUGAUCAAAGCUGCACACAUUGGGGUCGGCAUCAGCGGCCAGGAGGGGAUGCAGGCCAUGCUCAACAGUGACUUUGCCUUCUCCCAGUUCUGCUACCUUCAGCGUCUGCUGUUGGUACAUGGCCGCUGGUCUUAUAAUCGCAUGUGCAAAUUUCUCAGCUACUUCUUUUAUAAGAACUUUGUCUUCACCCUGGUGCACUUCUGGUAUGCCUUCUUCAACGGGUUCUCUGCACAGGCUGUCUAUGAUACCUGGUUUAUCACCUGCUACAAUUUGAUUUACACCUCCCUCCCUGUCCUGGGCUUGAGUCUGUUUGAACAGGAUGUGAAUGAAACAUGGAGCCUACAUUUCCCAGAGCUGUAUAUCCCAGGCCAGCACAACCUCUAUUUCAACAAGAAGGAAUUUGUGAAGUGUUUAAUACAUGGGAUCUACAGUUCCUUUGUGCUGUUCUUUGUCCCCAUGGGAACCAUUUACAACUCAGAGCGCAGUGACGGAAAGGACAUCUCCGACAUCCAGACCUUUUGCCUGAUAGUGCAGACCUCCUUGAUCUGGAUGGUCACAGUACAGAUUGCCCUGAAGACAACCUACUGGACGAUGAUAAGCCACUUCUUCAUCUGGGGUAGCCUGGGUUUCUACUUUUGCAUCUUAUUCUUCCUGUACAGUGAUGGCUUGUGUCUAAUGUUCCCCAGCAUCUUUCAAUUCCUAGGUGUGGCCAGGAACACUAUGAACCAGUCACAAAUAUGGCUGAGCCUUAUCCUCAGUGUGAUUCUCUGUGUAAUUCCUGCAUUUGGGUACCAGUUUCUCCAACCACUAGUUUGGCCCGUCAAUGUGGACAAGGUUUUUGACAGAAUUAAUCAUUGCAAGACACGUCCACCACAAGUCCGAGUUCGGACCAAACUGAAACACCCAAGCCUGCGACGUUCUGCCUAUGCAUUCUCCCACAAACAGGGCUUUGGGGCCCUCAUCACUUCUGGAAAGACAACAAAGAUCAAGCCAAACAAGAGAAACAGCUUUCCUGUUAAAAAGUAGAGGCCCUUAGGGAAAUCCAAAAUAGUCAUUGCUCUUCCUCCCUUGUAUACAUGCAAUUUAGUAAGGAGGAUUAAAGUCCCUGGGAACAGUGUAAACCUGCUCCUCCACGCUCAUGGCAGGGCCUCAGCCUCUUCAUUUCCCAGAAGGGUGUACCCAGGUAAAGCAAGGAAAGAGGUAAGGAAAGAGUCCUCAGAUAUAUCUGCCAGAAUUGUAGCAUUUCAAGAAAAAUCAAUCUCAGGUGUCCGUUCCACCAUCCCUCUCAAGUUUUAAUCCAGAAAAGCAAAUGUGGAAGUAGAGGUUGUAGAGGGACAGUGUAGGGAAGGGGGAAAAGAAGAUAGGACCUAAGAAUCUUACUUUAAACCCUAUCUCCCAUACCCAGGGCAACUGUAAACCUUCCCAGGGCCCCAUAUUUCUACCCCAGCACUCUUCUAAGGUUUAUUUGGGAGAUUCAGAGUGAAUAUUUUGCUGGCCCUGGUAGCAAGAGUGGGAGGCAGCUUUGGAGAGUUGGUCUUGAGAAGCUGAAGGAAAGUUUCUGGACCCCAAAAAAGGUGGUUCCUGCUUGGAUAAGAUUGCUCAAGAUUUUGCUUUCUUCCCCUCUAUUUUGACCCCUUUGACCCAAGAACUGAUGCCUGGUCAGAUCUCAGAACUAGGAAGAAAAAAAAUAGAGGAUUUUUUAGAACUCAUGUCUUAGGGGGAUAUAACCAUAAUUGGUGAGCAUCUGUCUUCAUUCCAUAAAAUUAUUUUGAGAAGAAAUUGCAUAUAUUUGGAAUAUUAUUUCUAAGAAGUUUAUGGAAAAAUAAAUUACAUAUU